AUGAGCGGCGGUGGUGGUCUAAAGGCGGAUGAUUGUGAGUUGUUUGUGGCGGUGGCUGUGAAGGGUAUCAUCGGAGAUAAACUCGGCGGCGCAGGAAGCCGCCGGGCCGUACGAAUGGUGGUUGUUGCAGUCGGAGAGAGAUUACUGGUGGAGGAAGUGGAGGAGAGAUUGGUGGAAAUGUAUGUGAGAGACGUGAAACAAGAAUUUGAAACAGUCUUUGUUCCCUUUUUGAAAAUGUGCAAGACUAGUAGUAGCAGCAAGCGAGACCAAGUUGACUCAACAGCAAUCGCCGCUGGAAGUAACCAGCACAAGCGAAGCAAUAUGGAGGUUGAGCUAGAGUCACUGAGAAAUUCAUUGAUCUCAAUGCCCUCGGUGGUGAAACCGAGCUUCUCUCACUCGAAUGGAUUGAAAAACUUCUAG
This is a messenger RNA of Thlaspi arvense, 420 nucleotides long. The record is from the annotation of a GenBank genome assembly. NCBI's taxonomy places the organism in Eukaryota, Viridiplantae, Streptophyta, Magnoliopsida, Brassicales, Brassicaceae.